UAGUAAAGCGUGGCGCCGGGAGGUCGGCCGGGUGGGCGCGGCUGUGGUGGGAUGGCAGAUGAGGAGGAAGACCCCGCCUUUGAGGAGGAGAAUGAAGAAAUUGGAGGAGGUGCAGAAGGUGGACAGGGUAAAAGAAAGAGACUUUUUUCUAAAGAAUUACGAUGCAUGAUGUAUGGGUUUGGGGAUGACCAGAAUCCUUAUACUGAGUCAGUGGAUAUUCUUGAAGACCUUGUCAUAGAGUUCAUUACAGAAAUGACUCACAAGGCAAUGUCAAUUGGAAGACAAGGUCGAGUACAAGUUGAAGAUAUCGUCUUUUUGAUUCGAAAGGACCCAAGGAAGUUUGCUAGGGUUAAAGACUUGCUUACUAUGAAUGAAGAAUUGAAACGAGCUAGGAAAGCAUUUGACGAAGCAAACUAUGGAUCGUGAUAACAUUUGUACUCUGCAGUGUUGUUACCUUCUAGGGAAACCCUUAAUAAUAACUAUAUUUUCCACAAUGAGGUCCUGAUAUCUAGCCAUGGAAAUGAAAGAGAAACACAAAGUUUUUAGCAUUUAUUUUCAUAUCUUUGAUUUUAGAGUGAUAUCUGAGCCUUUACUUGCCUACCUUUAGAAUACCAUACUUGAAUUACUGACUAGGUUUUAAUGACCACACAAAUUGAAGUAACUUGCAAACCGUACUGUUCUCUCUGACUUUCGGCUAUCUAACACUGUAAAGUAGUAUUUGUGUGCCAUUUUAGGCUAUACAGUAGUUCUUUAACAUGUAAGGUCUAAAUGGCACCUUUGACUUUAUGAUAGCUGAGACAUGUUUUUCAUAUAUUCUAGAGUUUUGAGACUACAGCAGUUGAGGUAAUUAAAAGAUAGUGAACUGGUUUGUUCCUUUUAAAGGAAGAAGAUAAGAAAAUAGUCUUCUGUAGGAAUGUUUCUGUCACGGGAUAAUAUUUUUAAUAUUCCUUUUUUCAGAUGAGGGAUUUUUGGAGAAACUUAAGUUUCGUGUGAAAGCUUCUGUGUUAGAGGACUUCUUUGAUUUAAAAUCUUUUGGGUCUAUAACAUAAUUUGUCAAGAUUUAGGAUAACUCAUUUUCCCAGGUCAGAUUAGAGCUUCUAAAAAUGAAUGUUUUCAGUAUCAGGAAUGAUAAUGCUUAAAAAGCUGAUGGCAGGAAAAGUAUUUCAGGUAAUGUUUUAUUAACAUUUGUUAGUACUUGUUCAGUGUGGAAAUGUGUACUUAAGUAGAACUCUAUGUGGCUAUGGAAACCUCAUUUGUAGUUCAAGAUAUACAGGUUUUGUGUGUGUCUUUAGCUUAUUAAGUUAUUAUUGCACUUUGCUUAAAAUGAGGAUUAAAAUUGCUUUUAAAGGGAUUACUGAAUGUUACUAGUGAAACUGAACGUUUUGUCUGCCACUUAUAAAUAUUAUAAAUCAGUAACUAAGAAAAUUUUACUUUCUUAACCUAUUGGUACAAAGAAUAAAGUAUGCAAAAUUAAACAGGUCAAUACUUGAAUUUGGUUAUGUGAUUUAUCAACUUCCUGCCAUAACUGGAAAUAUGAUUUUAGCUGCUUAAUCUCAAUAAAAGCUUUUUUUCUAUAUUACUCUUAUAAUUUUUCUGAAU
Messenger RNA from Talpa occidentalis (Iberian mole), 1599 nucleotides. It is a transcript of the gene TAF13, whose product is annotated as TATA-box binding protein associated factor 13. Bases 52 to 426 code for a protein of 124 amino acids. The transcript has 4 exons. Gene Ontology annotation, cellular component: transcription factor TFIID complex. The record is from RefSeq and is a predicted model, not a curated record. Gene Ontology annotation, molecular function: protein heterodimerization activity. Lineage: Eukaryota; Metazoa; Chordata; Mammalia; Eulipotyphla; Talpidae. Gene Ontology annotation, biological process: transcription by RNA polymerase II.